Molecule: messenger RNA, 2150 nt
Organism: Cottoperca gobio
Lineage: Eukaryota; Metazoa; Chordata; Actinopteri; Perciformes; Bovichtidae
Gene: ube2ka
Product: ubiquitin-conjugating enzyme E2Ka (UBC1 homolog, yeast)
Exons: 7
Coding region: 305-907 (200 amino acids)
Molecular function (GO): protein binding
Source: RefSeq, a predicted model, not a curated record
GAUGGCAAUACAGAUCACAUGACCCCUCUCAUCCAGACUGCAUGCAGUUUGGUAUUAAAAAUGUUUUCAGUACAACCAUCCAUUGUAUUGUUACACAUUUGAGAAAUUAAGAAUACAUGUUGAGCUCUUUAAAACGAAUUACAGCAUCACAUUGAUAACCGGGACUAACGGCGCUCGUGGCGAACAACGUUGCAGCUGUUAUUUUUGAGGUUGUAUCCAAAAAGUGCAGAAGAGCUACUGUAGGCAGAACAAGCAGCUAGCUAACGGCGGCGAGGCCCCAACCGGACGGGAACACGGGGGAACCAUGGCCAACAUCGCAGUUCAGAGGAUAAAACGUGAAUUCAAGGAGGUGCUCAAAAGUGAAGAGACGAGCAAAAACCAGAUAAAGGUGGAUCUGGUGGAUGAGAACUUCACAGAACUUAAAGGGGAGAUAGCAGGGCCGCCUGACACACCAUAUGAAGGGGGUAGAUAUCAACUAGAAAUAAAAAUUCCAGAGACAUAUCCAUUCAAUCCACCCAAGGUGCGGUUUAUCACAAAGAUCUGGCAUCCCAACAUCAGCUCAGUCACAGGUGCAAUAUGUCUGGACAUUCUCAAAGACCAGUGGGCAGCAGCUAUGACACUGAGGACGGUCCUCUUGUCACUACAAGCUUUAUUGGCAGCCGCAGAACCAGAUGAUCCACAGGACGCAGUGGUAGCCAAUCAGUACAAGCAGAAUCCAGAGAUGUUCAAACAGACAGCGAGGCUCUGGUCUCAUGUUUAUGCAGGCGCUCCCGUCUCAAGUCCCGAGUACACACGCAAAAUAGACAAACUCUGUUCCAUGGGCUUUGAAAAAAAUGCAGUAAUAGUGGCGUUGUCGUCGAAAUCCUGGGACGUGGAGACAGCGACAGAGCUACUGCUCAGUAACUGAAUCUUGACACCCUCUUCAUCAUCUUCUUCUUGAUCGCUUUACCCCCUCCACACACACACACACACACACACACACACACACACACACACACACACACACACACACACACACACCCCCGGUCUCCUCUGAAUUCCCGCUGUCUGAAGGCGUCUUCCCCCCUGUUGCACCCUCUGUUUCACUGUGGACUCCUCACCUCCACACUUCCCCUCUUCUCCACCCGCCCCUUUAUCCCCUGUGUGUGGCAUCUCUCCUCCCUGCUCAUCACCUCUGCUGUACCUCACUCCAAUCAGUCGCUCUGUGAGCUCUCAUCUCUGGUUUCUUUUAAGUUCAUUCGACAUUCCACUCAGUGCUACAAUCAGAACUUCAACCACAUCUUCACCCCCUUCGAAGCGAAAUGCCAGACUUAAGACCCCGCCCCUCUCCCAGCUUUUCUGGCUGUGUCCAAGAAGUGGCUGUCAGCGGCUUAUCCUUGCCUAUGCAGUGCAUUUAGUUUCAUUUGUGAAAAACCUUUGUAGGAGCAAGUUAAGCCAUUCAAGGAGGCUCUUUUGGACCUGUUUGUUUUUUUACACACUUAUGGGCCGGUUUUCUUAACAGGUAAUGAGCAGAGUCCGAGACUAAACACAUCUUUACAUUAAUAUCACUUCUGUAAUUUGUUUGCGCUGUGUCCAACGUCACUACCUUCACUCGUCUCACACAACCAACAUUUUGGGGGUAUUGUAUAGUGGCAUAGGUUACUUGUAAUUUAGUAAAUUUUGGACAUUAAAAUAAAAUUGUGGUAAUGUAAGUAUAGUAGCAAACAUGGAGUUAUACAGCCACAGUGUAGGGCGAGUCUUAUUCCCUGUUCUGGAAAACAGUUCAUAAAGUGUCACCGAGGUGUUCUCACACACACGUUUCUCACACUUCAACUGUUUGACGAACCCAAAGCUUCUGCAGCGAACCCCAGCUCCCAUCCCCCACAUCUAUUUCUUGACAUGGCUUACUUCACCUGUCCCUUUCCCCACAUUUUUUAAAACUUUUAUUUGCUUUUGGCCUCAUGCAGGAAUACAUUUGGAUUCUUGUUUUUAAACUGAAAGAAAACAAAACAAAAAAAACUUGUUCAGCAGUAACACAACCUGUCACAAGUCUGGAUGGAAAGGGUUCAAAAUGAGUUUGAAAAAUAUUGCAUCAUCUUAACUGCGCCAACAGAUAAAUAUGUCAAAAUGAUUCAUCUGUAAAUAAAGAUAUUAAAGUCUGUGUAAAUUAA